Chaetomium globosum CBS 148.51 is the source of this 606-nucleotide messenger RNA. RefSeq lists its product as uncharacterized. The coding region runs from base 1 to 606 and encodes 201 amino acids. Gene Ontology annotation, biological process: Golgi organization; endoplasmic reticulum to Golgi vesicle-mediated transport; intracellular protein transport. The record is from RefSeq and is a predicted model, not a curated record. NCBI's taxonomy places the organism in Eukaryota, Fungi, Ascomycota, Sordariomycetes, Sordariales, Chaetomiaceae. The transcript has 2 exons. Gene Ontology annotation, cellular component: Golgi apparatus; COPII-coated ER to Golgi transport vesicle; endoplasmic reticulum-Golgi intermediate compartment.
AUGUUUCUACGAACGGCAGCAAAGCUGCUGCUGUCGGCCAGCUUGCUGCUAGGCUCGGCAGUAGCGCACAACAUUGCGCUCCCGGCGCAUGGGCGCGAAUGCUUCCACGAGAGUCUGCAUCGCGGCGACAAGAUGACGGUGACCUUCCAGGUCGGCGACCGGGAGUUUGGCAGUGCUGGCAACCUCGACAUUGACUUCUGGAUCACCAACCCGAUGGGUCAGUACGAAGCCAACGACAAGGCCGUGUCCAACGGCGACUUCACCUUCGACGCCAAGCACGACGGCAAGUACGUGUACUGCUUCGGCAACGAGCACUGGGGCGCGUCGUCCAAGGAGGUGUCGUUCAACGUGCACGGCGUCGUGUACGUGAACGAGGCGGACGCGCCGCAGGACCCGCUCGAGGUCGAGGUGCGCAAGUUGACGGAGCUGCUGGAGCUGGUCAAGGACGAGCAGAGCUACAUCGUCGUGCGCGAGCGCACCCACCGCAACACCGCCGAGAGCACCAACAGCCGCGUCAAGUGGUGGAACGUGUUUGUCAUUGCCGUCGUCAUCGGCGAGAGCGUGUUCCAGGUCUGGUGGCUGCGGAGGUUCUUUGAGGUAGGUUGA